AUUUACGUCAAUAUUUGAAAAUAGCGCAGUUGUUUUUAACAUAAAUACUUAACAUUUGCCCCGACAGACUCAAAUUAGAGCUCCGCAACGACAAAACAACAACGAAUGUUUCGUUCAUGAAUAUAAUUUCAUUUAAUUUAAAUAUAACAUAAUUUCUAAACUUCACAUCGAUCGGACGUGCCUGGUAGUGCUCUUACAAAAAAAUAAGCAAAAAAUAAAACAAAAACAGACACAAUAUUUUUUUUUUGUCCGGCCAGGUCUGCGUCUUUGUCGGCUGCGCGCUCUAGUGACUGUUAGUGCUGGUGUGUGUCUGUGUGUGCGUGUAUGUCUGUAUUCGCGUCAAGAGUUCUCUCAAAGUGCUAAAUUAUAAUUUUUGAACGGGACCCCGCAUUCGUUUUAACCAGUUAACACAAGAAGCAAAGACAACAACAUCAUGGCUCAACCGCAACCACCGGCCUAUGAAAAUAAAAAUAUCUACGCUACGCUGCCCCGCACCCAACGAGGCCAACCCAUUGUUCUAGGUGCCGAUCCCAAGGGCAAGAAUUUCCUCUAUGCCAAUGGCAAUUCGGUUAUCAUAAGGAAUAUUGAGAAUCCAGCCAUUGCCGAUGUCUAUACGGAACACUCGUGUGCAGUCAAUGUGGCCAAGUACUCGCCCAGCGGUUUCUACAUUGCAUCUGGCGAUGCCUCGGGCAAGAUACGCAUUUGGGACACGGUUAACAAGGAGCAUUUGCUGAAGAAUGAAUUCCAACCGAUAGCAGGACCUAUCAAGGACAUCAGCUGGUCACCGGAUAAUCAACGUAUUGUCGCUGUGGGUGAGGGACGUGAGCGUUUCGGUCAUGUCUUUAUGUCGGAGACUGGCACUUCGGUGGGCGAAAUCAGUGGCCAGAGUAAAUCGAUCAAUUCGGCAGACUUUAGGCCAGCUAGACCUUUUCGCAUUGUGACUGGCAGCGAGGAUAAUACAAUUGCUGUUUUUGAGGGACCACCGUUCAAAUUCAAAAUGACCAAACAGGAUCACACAAGAUUCGUGCAGGCUGUACGCUAUUCACCCGAUGGCAAAUACUUUGCCUCUGCUGGAUUCGAUGGCAAGGUCUAUCUGUAUGAUGGCGUCUCAUCCGAUUUGGUUGGUGAAUUUGGUUCACCAGCCCAUAAGGGUGGCGUCUAUGCUGUGGCAUGGAAGCCAGAUGGCACACAAUUGUUAACCUGCUCGGGCGAUAAAACUUGCCGCUUGUGGCAAGUGGAGACACGUGAAUUGAUCUCGGAAUUUGUUAUGGGAAACACCGUUGACGAUCAGCAGGUGUCGUGUUUGUGGCAAGGAGAACACUUGCUCACUGUAUCCCUAUCGGGCGUCAUUACCUACCUGAAUGUGGAAGAUCCCAGUAAGCCAUUGCGUGUGAUUAAGGGCCAUAACAAACCCAUCACUGUCCUGGGACUGAGCGAUGACAGGAGCACCAUUUAUACAGGCAGUCAUGAUGGCAUUGUGACAAAUUGGAACUCGGGUAAUGGUGUCAAUGAUCGCAUCGUGGGCACAGGACAUGGCAAUCAAAUCAAUGGCAUUGCUGCUUGGGGAGAUUUCGUUUAUACUUGUGGCAUCGAUGACAGUCUCAGGCAAUUCUCCAUCGAGGGUAAUACUUAUACAGAUUAUGUGGUUAAAUUGAAUUGCCAGCCACGCGGUUUGGCCAUCUUGCGCAAUGAGAAUAUAAUUGCAUUGGCAUGCAUUAAGGAGUUGACUUUGGUUCAAGAUCAAAAGAAAAUCUUCUCAUUGCCCAUUAAAUACGAGGCCAGUUCGAUAGCCACCAAUGCGGAGACCUUGGAUGUUGCUGUGGGCGGCGAUGAUCAAAAGUUGCAUAUUUACACUCUGAAUAAUUCAUCGCUGGAAUUGAAAACAGAACUCGAUCACUUGGGCGCUGUGACAGAUGUUUCCUAUUCGCCAGAUCAAAAGUAUUUGGUGGCCUGUGAUGCUCAUCGUAAGGUUGUACUCUACUCGGUUGAGGAAUAUAAGCUUGCCCACAACAAGGAAUGGGGUUUCCAUAAUGCCCGUGUCAAUACUGUCGCCUGGUCGCCCAAUUCUCUGCUGGUGGCCAGUGGUUCUUUGGACACAACAAUUAUUAUUUGGUCUGUGACCAAUCCAGCUAAGCAUACCAUUAUUAAGAAUGCCCAUCCGCAGUCGCAAAUUACUCGUUUGGUUUGGCUAGAUAACAAUACUGUGAUCUCAACUGGUCAGGAUUGCAAUACCAAAGUCUGGCAUGUGGAAACUAUUUAAAAAGAAAUGAAAACAAACACAAUUCAUAUAUUUGUUACAACAAGCAAAAUGCAAAUAUUUUUUUACACAUAAUCAAGAAAAAGAUAACAACAAAUGUUGCUCAGUAUAUGACUCUACGUGUCUCGUCUGUGUUUUCAUGUGUGUGUGUGUGUGUGUGUGAGGAACCCAAAUUGCCAAACAGCGUUCCAUUAUCAUCAUCAUUAGCAGCAGGAGCAGCACCCGCCAGCAUCAUCCAUCAUCAUUCAAAGGCACAGGAAAUAUAUUUAGCUUCAUUUGAUUCAAGUGCAAAAGAGACAAGAGAAAAGAAGAGUAAAGAAAACCCCAUUUAUCGCAUUUCUUCAUGAUUUUUAGUUUAAGUACCAGAAAACGUGUGUCUCUCUUACUAAUCAUCAUAUCAUGGAUAAUUAUUUUUUUUUUUUGUCAACAAUAAAAUGGAAUAGAGAAAAUA
Drosophila willistoni is the source of this 2708-nucleotide messenger RNA. It is a transcript of the gene flr, whose product is annotated as actin-interacting protein 1. The coding region runs from base 434 to 2260 and encodes 608 amino acids. NCBI's taxonomy places the organism in Eukaryota, Metazoa, Arthropoda, Insecta, Diptera, Drosophilidae. The record is from RefSeq and is a predicted model, not a curated record. Gene Ontology annotation, biological process: actin filament depolymerization; positive regulation of actin filament depolymerization; sarcomere organization. Gene Ontology annotation, cellular component: cortical actin cytoskeleton. Gene Ontology annotation, molecular function: actin filament binding. The transcript has 6 exons.